Molecule: messenger RNA, 1688 nt
Organism: Sebastes umbrosus (honeycomb rockfish)
Lineage: Eukaryota; Metazoa; Chordata; Actinopteri; Perciformes; Sebastidae
Product: prostacyclin synthase-like
Exons: 10
Coding region: 64-1524 (486 amino acids)
Biological process (GO): prostaglandin biosynthetic process
Molecular function (GO): iron ion binding; oxidoreductase activity, acting on paired donors, with incorporation or reduction of molecular oxygen; heme binding
Source: RefSeq, a predicted model, not a curated record
UGUGAGUGCUGGAGAGAUUCAUUGAGUCUCUGCGCAGCGGGGAAAGAAAGAAACACACACGAGAUGAUCUGGACCGUUUUCCUGCUGGUGCAAGCUGUGCUGCUUUAUGUUAUCCUCACACACAGGUCGAGAUCGAAGAACGAUCCUCCUCUGGACAAAGGGGUGAUCCCAUGGUUAGGUCAUGCACUGGAGUUUGGAAAAGAUGCCUCCAAGUUCUUGAAUCGAAUGAAGCUGAAACACGGCGACAUCUUCACAGUGCGUGCUGCUGGACGCUAUGUGACGGUGCUGCUGGAUCCGCACUCGUACGACAAGGUCAUCAACGACUCGGACUCCCUGGACUUCACUCGCUAUGCUCAGGUGCUCAUGGAGCGGAUCUUCAACCUGCGGCUCCCGCAUCACCAGCCGGCCAAAGCAAAAGCCAUGAUGAAACAGCACUUCCAGGGAAUGAAUUUGGCCACCAUGAACAGCACCAUGAGCAGACACCUGCAGGCCUCGCUGAAAGCCGAAAUGCCUCAGAACCAGAAAGACUGGAAAGAGGAGGGACUGUUCAACCUCUCUUACAGCUUACUCUUCCAGGUGGGGUACCUGACGCUGUUCGGAGGAGAACAAAACAACAACAGCACAGAUCCCUCAAGAGUCUACGAGGAGUACAAGAAGUUUGAUGGCUUCUUAACCAAAAUGGCGAGAGGCACGCUAAAGCCAGAGGAGAAGAGGACAGCCCAGAGUGUUCGCCAGAGACUGUGGGAGCUACUGGCUCCGGCAGGUCUGACUGAGGACUCGGGGUCGAGCCCCUGGCUUCACGCCUACAGGCAGCUCCUGCAGGAGGAAGGGGCCGACGAGGAGACGCAGAAGAAAGCUCUACUGAUGCAGCUCUGGGCCACACAGGGUAAUGUUGGUCCUGCUGCAUUUUGGCUGUUGGGCUACUUAUUGACAAAUCCUGAAGCUCUGACUGCGGUGAGGAGGGAGUUCAGCGGGAUCUCACCGAUGGAAACCUCAGAGACCUCAUUAGUGGACGGACCUGUGAACACCCCUGUGUUUGAUAGCGUCUUGGAAGAGACACUUCGACUCACUGCUGCCUCCUUCAUCACCAGAGAGGUAGUGCAUCAAAAGACCCUCCUCAUGGCUGAUGGCCAAGAGUACCUGCUAAGGAAAGGAGACCGAGUGUGUUUGUUCCCCUUCAACAGCCCUCAGAUGGACCCUGAGAUUCACCAUGAGCCACAGAAAUACAAGUACAAUCGCUUCCUGAAUGAAGAUGGAUCAGCGAAGAAAGAUUUUUAUAAAGGAGGGAGGCGGCUGAAGUAUUACACCAUGCCGUGGGGCGCCGGGACCAACGGUUGUGUGGGAAAGCAGUUCGCCAUCAAUACCAUCAGACAGUUUGUUUACACGCUGUUGACUAACUAUGAAUUGGAGCUGUGUGAUCCAGACGCUCCGAUGCCGGAGGUGAACGCCAGUCGUUAUGGAUUUGGGAUGCUACAACCAGAGGGGGACCUGCUUGUCCGAUACAAACCUAGGAAUACACACUAGGACUUUAAAAAAAACACCUGUUUUUGUUAUGCACAUUUCAACACAUGCACAUUGUUUAUAGUGUCAAUACGCCCUUUGUACUUUUGUAUUCUAUAUUUAUAUCAUAUAGUGUAUCAUUAUUUUAUUAUUUAUCAAUAAAUGUAAUUAAUAUAUUGUUUACCAUA